AUGCUUCCGCUGACUAAUUAUGCACACAAUUAUGACCUUCCUGUUUUUCUCCUGUCGGAUCUAGACCCCCCCGACGUCGGUAUACGGAGUCCUUUCUCGCCCUAUUCCGGUAUCAAAAUGGCAGAGCCGACACAGAGGCCACCACCUCUCUUUGCCAAGCUCUUGCGAUUGGACAAUCCCAUUCGAAGCUUGACUGUUGCAUUCUGGCUCUGGAAGGUGUUAUUAUAUUGGGUGGUGACCCUCUGCCCAGGGCCAGGCUAUGACACCUCCACCUCAUUGCUGUCGUAUGUGGACACGGGUAUUCAGGAGUCUCCCUCGGGGCCUCUACAAUUCGCCCGAUGGGACAGCAUCUAUUUUGUGGAUAUCGCUGAAAAGGGAUACACCUUUGAGCAACAAUGGGCCUUUGGUUACCCAAAGCUGUUGAGUCUCUUCGUCUCUGGCAUUCGGCUAUCUGGCGGUGUGGUAGGACCAGCUAGUACGGCAAUGGUGGGAGUAGCGCUCUCCCAUGUCACACAUUACUUGUCCGUAUUGGCUCUCUAUCGUCUAUCAGCCAAUAUCUUUGGUCAUGCCACUGCUACUCAACACCUCAUCUGCUUCCUGUCGGCAGCGCUGCACAUCAUCUCGCCGGCGGGCGCCUUUUUGUCCGCGCCUUAUGGAGAGCCGGUCGUCUCUUUCCUCAACAUGACUGGCUUCUAUCUCUACUCGUCAUCGCUAAUUGCCGAACGAAAUGGCUCAACGCGUCUUCGAGACAUGCGGGUCCUGACAUCUGCGGUUCUUUUCGCGGUUGCCACUUUGGUUCGCAGCAAUGGGCUCCUCAGCGGGUUUCUCUUUGCUUACGAUGCGGUCGUCUUGGCCUGGAAGAUCGUGACACGGGGGCCAACGGUGCACAACACUGUUCGUCUUGCUGUGAUCAUCCUCGGUGGAUGUAUCGUUGCAUCUAGCAUUGCCAUCCCCCAGGCUCUCGCAUACCGGAUAUACUGUCUGAACGAGUCCGACGUCCGCCCAUGGUGUGAGUGGACCGUACCUAGCAUUUACGGCUGGGUCCAGAGCCACUAUUGGGAUGUUGGCUUCCUGCGGUACUGGACGGUUUCCAACAUACCGCUUUUCCUGUUGGCGGCACCCAUGUUGGUCAUCUUGUGCCGUUCCUCGUGGUGGGCUUUGACCAGCCCCUCGUCAUCUUCUACCAGCCCGGGAUCAAUGCUCACUCGGCUCGCGAUUCCCCAGGGCAUCCUGGCGGUCAUGGCAUUCACCAGCUACCAUGUCCAAAUCAUCAAUCGAAUUUCAUCAGGAUACCCCUUGUGGUAUUGGUAUCUGGUUACGAGUGCCGUGGACUAUGAUACCAGCACACUCAAGAAGAGCCGCACUUUGAUUUUCGCUGUUUACGGCAUGGUGGCAUAUGCGUUGAUCCAAGGGGUUCUUUUUGGUUCCUUUUUGCCGCCGGCGUGA
Molecule: messenger RNA, 1446 nt
Organism: Penicillium salamii
Lineage: Eukaryota; Fungi; Ascomycota; Eurotiomycetes; Eurotiales; Aspergillaceae
Source: the annotation of a GenBank genome assembly